AUGGCCAAGUUGAUCACUGUCUUUGGUGCUACCGGUAAUCAGGGUGGCUCUGUCAUUGAAGCUGUCCUUACCGAUCCUGCGCUCUCUAAGGAAUUCAAGAUCCGUGGAGUUACUCGGGACACGACGAAGAAGUCCGCUCAGGAUCUCGCCAAGAAGGGUGUUGAGGUUGUCACGGCCGAUCUGGACUCUGUUGAAUCCCUGAGUGCCGCCCUUAAGGGUUCCCACACCGUCUUCCUGGUCACCAACUACUGGGAAACUAUGAAUGCCGAUGUGGAAUUCUCCCAGGGCAAGAAUGUUGCAGAUGUUUCUAAAGCUAUCGGUGUCUCCCACCUUAUCUUCUCUUCACUCCACAACGUGACAGAGCAGACCAAGGGCCGCCUGUCCCAUGUGCCUCAUUUCGACAGCAAGGCCAAUGUCGAGAAAUACAUUCGGGCUUCUGGCCUCGGAUGCAGCUUUAUUCUUCCUGGAUAUUAUAUGAGUAACUUCACACAGAUGCUGAACCGCGCUGAGGAUGGAUCGUACCAGCUAUUCUACCCUGUUAGCAAUGAGGCCAAGUUCCCCCUCUUCGAUGCGGCGCAGGAUACCGGUCUUUUCGUCAAGGUUGCCAUAAAGCACGCAGUCCAGUUGAAGGACAAGCAGGUCUUGGCUGCUGCUAAGUACUACACUCCUCAAGAAAUCGUGGACAUCUUUUCUCGGGUUACGGGAAAGACUGCUGUCUUUCUUCAGAUCAGCCCGGAACAGUACAAGGCAUCUUUACCUGCUGCUGUUGCUACCGAGUAUCUCGAAAACCAGCUCUUUGUGGAGGAGCCUGGCUACUAUCUGGGCGAGUCGCUUGAACCUACUCUGAAGCUUCUUGAUUCCAAGCCUACUACCUGGGAGGAAUUCCUCAAGAGGAAUGUCUCUGUCUGGAAAUAA
This is a messenger RNA of Penicillium manginii, 915 nucleotides long. Its product is annotated as NmrA/HSCARG family protein. The record is from RefSeq and is a predicted model, not a curated record. Lineage: Eukaryota; Fungi; Ascomycota; Eurotiomycetes; Eurotiales; Aspergillaceae. The coding region runs from base 1 to 915 and encodes 304 amino acids. The transcript is spliced from 3 exons.